UCUCAAUCUCAAUCCUCAACUGGAACAACGACAACCGAUCAUAUAUAUACGACCUUCGAUUUUCCGAUAAUGACGACGGAGAAAUCCCGGUGGGCUGCCUUCCUCUCCAGCUGCUUAUUCGGCUCCCAAGAAGAAACCACAACCCAUGAUCGGAAAACCCACAAGCGAAAGAAGACGACAAAAAACAAGAAGAAGACGCCCACGUCAUCACCCUCUUCCUCCCCCAAUCCCAAGAAGCAGCACGUCACGACGACAACGACGACCGGCCGGGUCUCCAUCUCCGACCUCAGCAACCCGGACUCCUCGCAGCUGCUCUCCUCCGCCGACCUCUCCGUCUCCCUCGCCGGCUCCAACCUCCACGUCUUCACCCUCGCCGAGCUCAAGGUCAUCACCCAGAGCUUCUCCUCCUCCAACUUCCUCGGCGAGGGCGGCUUCGGCCCCGUCCACAAGGGCUUCAUCGACGACAAGCUCCGCCCCGGAGCCCUCAAGGCCCAGCCCGUCGCCGUCAAGCUCCUCGACCUCGACGGCCUCCAGGGCCACCGCGAGUGGCUCACCGAGGUCGUCUUCCUCGGCCACCUCCGCCACCCGCACCUCGUCAGGCUCCUCGGCUACUGCUGCGAGGACGACCACCGCAUGCUCGUCUACGAGUACAUGCCGCGCGGCAGCCUCGAGAACCACCUCUUCCGCCGCUAUGCGGCGUCGCUUCAGUGGUCAACAAGGAUGAAGAUCGCACUCGGAGCGGCAAAGGGGCUCCAGUUCCUCCACGAAUCCGAGAAGCCGGUCAUCUACCGCGACUUCAAGGCCUCCAAUAUUUUGUUAGACUCGGACUACACGGCCAAGCUGUCGGACUUCGGGCUGGCGAAAGACGGGCCGGAAGGAUCCGACACCCACAUCUCGACCCGGGUCAUGGGGACCCACGGCUACGCGGCCCCGGAGUACAUCAUGACGGGUCACCUGACGUCGAUGAGCGACGUGUACAGCUUCGGGGUCGUGCUGCUGGAGCUGCUGACGGGGAGGAAGGCGGUGGACAAGGGUCGGCCCCAGAGGGAGCAGAGCCUGGUGGACUGGGCCAGGCCCAUGCUCCUGGAGCCCAGGAGGCUGAGCCGGAUCAUGGACCCGAGGCUCGAGGGGCAGUACUCCGAGACGGGGGCCAGGAAGGCGGCGGCACUGGCGUACCAGUGCCUGAGCCACCGGCCCAAACACAGGCCCACCAUGAGCCUCGUGGUCAAGACGCUCGAGCCGCUCGAGGACUACAAGGAUUUCGCCGUGGGGACUUUCGUGUACGUGGUCCCCACGGCAGAGACCAAGAAUGGGGUUGUUGGUCAAAAGGAGUUGGGUGACGACGAGAAGGUGGCGGAAAGUGAUGGGAAGAAGAAGAAGGAAGAAGGUGGACAAGAACAGUAUCAUCAUAGACAUAAGCUCCACCGUCGAGAGGGCGGCGUAAGGAAGCAACGCCGGAGGUCGCCGCCGACGAGUCGGGAGGAAGAAGGUGGGUACAACAAGCAGAGUCCUCGAUCCGACAGAUUGAACUCUCCGUUGCAUCCAAACGCCAAAGGAGCGUGAUUUUUUUAUUCUUGUUUUUUCUUUUAUAAUUAGAAACAAUUUUUUUACUACUAUAGUGUUGCAAGUGUAUAUUUUUUGGCAUUGUAAAUAGAGAUACAUGUGGAGUUUUCUUGAACUAGGACUGAUCAUGUAGAA
Linum tenue is the source of this 1698-nucleotide messenger RNA. Lineage: Eukaryota; Viridiplantae; Streptophyta; Magnoliopsida; Malpighiales; Linaceae. The record is from the annotation of a GenBank genome assembly.